Molecule: messenger RNA, 3023 nt
Organism: Anas platyrhynchos (mallard)
Lineage: Eukaryota; Metazoa; Chordata; Aves; Anseriformes; Anatidae
Gene: HEBP1
Product: heme binding protein 1
Molecular function (GO): heme binding
Source: RefSeq, a predicted model, not a curated record
CCGCCGCGGCCCGCGGCCGCUCCCUGCCGGCCGUGCUGCGCUGCGCUGCGGGGCACUGCGAGGGGAGCGGGCGGUGUGGGCGACAUGCUGGGCAUGAUCAAGAACUCCCUGCUGAGCACGGUGGAGACAUGGCCCCACCGCGUGCUGAGGAGGGGGGAGAAGGAGCAGCUCAGCUACGAGGAGAGGGAGUGCGAAGGCGGGCGGUUCGCCGCCGUGGAGGUGGAGGGCAAGCCCUUCGACGAGGCUUCGAAGGAAGGGGUGCUGAAGCUCCUCAAGUACGUCGGAGGAAGCAACGACAAGGGGGUUGGAAUGGGCAUGACUGCUCCAGUCUCCAUCACUGCCUUUCCUGCUGAAGAUGGAUCCUUACAGCAAAAAGUGAAGGUCUAUCUGAGAAUCCCAAACCAGUUUCAAGCCAGUCCUCCUUGUCCUAGCGAUGAAAGCAUUAAGAUUGAAGAGAGACAAGCCUUGACCAUUUAUUCCACGCAGUUUGGUGGCUAUGCCAAAGAGGUGGACUAUGUGAACUAUGCUGCCAAGCUGAAGUCUGCGCUGGGAAGUGAAGCUACGUACCGCAAGGAUUUCUACUUCUGCAAUGGUUAUGACCCCCCAAUGAAGCCUUAUGGACGACGCAAUGAGGUCUGGUUUGUGAAAGAGUGAGCAUCUGGAUCCUGUUGGUACUGCCUUGCACUAAUAGCCUCCCCAUACCAUGUCCCUCUUCUCUUCAAAAUAAAUUAACAAUUUGACAGAGGCAGAAAAACAGAAUCCCCUCCCUCCAUACCUGUGCAUUGCCCUUUUAAGGACUAACCAUUUUAGAAGAACACUGCAUACCCCCCCUGAUGAUCGUGCUCCUUCCUUCGAGACUAAGUCCUCAACCACAUGGACUCUCAUGAUCUCUCAGCAGCUUGCUUUUAUCUCCCUCGUGCUCCCAGAGCUCAAUGCUGAGACAGCUGAAGUACUUAAUUACCAAGACUGGUGCCUGACAGGAGUCACGUCCAAGUGCUGGCAGACUAUUAGUCUUACCUGAGGCAGGCAGGGGAACAUGAUGAGAGUGCAUACAGGGACUUUUUUAUCUUCUUGAGCUUGCUGCAGCUGUAAGAUUCUGCUUUUAUCUGUGCCAUUUGAAAGGCGGUGUAAAGGGACAUGAACAUUGCUACCAAAACAAUGCAGUGAAAAUAGGCAUCCUUUACAUUUUCCAGUGUGUGCAGGAAAGCAACAUUUCUGUCAUCUGACCAAGAAAAGUUAUUUGAGGGAAAAUACUGUUUUCAGCUCUCCCUUCUGUCUAAAGUGGGACAUUUUGAGUUCUGGUUUGUCCUGAUCUCAACCAGCAGCUAGACAAUGUGACAGAGACCCCAAGACCAUUUCAUCACCUUCCUAUUACUUGUGUGUAAUGUUUCUUUAAAACUAGCCUACACAAGGACCAAAUUUGAAAUGCAGAUGGUAAUCUAUUUGAAUUAGAAAAAUGGAAACUGUGAAAAAAGUGGGUACCUAUUAUUUGCAAUCUAAGGGUGCAUCUGAAGAAUGGUGAGCAUCUAGUGGAACUCCUGUGGGUGCAGAUCUUUAUAAAACCUCUCCUUAAAUGUUGUGAGUUUCAGAAAGGCUUCUCUGAGCAGCUGUCUUUAAAGAAAGAGGACAGUCAGGUUCUUGAAAGCUGGGAUUUACACCAAAUAAUAAGUAGCCUUUCUGAAACUUCAAGUACAAUAGUAAGGGUGGGUCUUGUUUUAGGAACACUGUCGGUGUUUAAUUGACAGGCAUCAAACCAGCAUUUUAGCUGUCAGCUCUUUGCCAGGCAGGAAGCAAAAUGCCUAUAAUGGGGACACACUCACACACACUGUGAUACAGUGGGUACUUGUAUAAUUCCUUAACUCCACUGAAAGAGAUGCACUCCUCUGAUGCUAAAGUGCCUCAAAGUUCAGGUGCUUUCCAAAAGCCAUUUUCCUCCUAGAGCUGAAAGAUUGUUCUGAUGGAGUCCUGGGUUCUGACCAGUUGAGCUCUUUGACCUGUGCCUUCUUUUUGAGAACAAAUCUUAGCAGUAACAGGAGAAAACCUGAAGUUCUGAUUUUUUUUUCUUUUCUCUUUUGCUGAGCCAUAUAGGAACUUUGCUGUGGACCUCACGACAGAGUUUCAGUUCCUUGUGUGCAAGAACUGUUAGUCAAGAUGGGUAAAAAGCAGAUGAGCAGUUAAUUUAAAAAAUAAAUAUCAAAUGGAAAGCUUUUCACCAUUCUUAGUGAUUGCAGCACAGUGUAAGAGAAAUCAAAAGGAAAUCAAGGAUGUGGCAGGUUAUGAAGGCUCCUUAAAGGAGCAAAGGCCCUUCUAAGGCCAUCCCCAAUGCAAAAGGGACCUGUUCAUGUCACAUAUUAUUUUUACCUGCACAGGUAAGGAGUGGAGGGCUGUACUGCUGCUUAGUUUAUGCAUUCCUGAGUUGAUUUUGGAAGUCAGAUAUAGACUGACUGGAUACAAAUCUUUCUGGGUACUGACAAUGAAUGUACUGCAAUGAUCAAAAUCCUGACUUUUUUUUUUUUAAUUUCUCCUGUGAAAUCUCAGAUGUUAGGAAGACCAGUAAUAAACCUGGUAUGAACAGAGCUACGCAUCUCAACAGCACAGUAUGGAAGGAAGCUGGUUUUUUUUCGUAACAUGCAUACACCUUCUGAACAGCGAGCAAGCAUGUCUUACCCAGUAUGAGAGUAGCCAGGUCUGUAGGCUCUGCCUCUGCAGUCCUGCCCCUGGCCUUUUACAUGCAGUAAACAGGGUAAAGUUCAACAAACAGUGUUCCUGAUAUCAAAAGCUUAUGCAGAUUGAAUUGCCUUUUCUAUACAAGCAAAGAUGCCUGUGUUCUGUCUGCAUUUUUAGAGUUUUACAUAAAUAUAAUAAUACUGUGAAUUACAAUUUUUGUGCUGAUUAUUGACUUUGUGAGCUCAGUGGGAGUUGUUGAUUUGGAAGACUCUAGGUUGCCAGUUUGGGCUACUAAUCAUGUCACAGUAUCUGUAUGUAGUCAUAAAGCUUUUUCCAAUAAAUUUCUGUGUUGGGUA